Meleagris gallopavo (turkey) is the source of this 3130-nucleotide messenger RNA. Lineage: Eukaryota; Metazoa; Chordata; Aves; Galliformes; Phasianidae. The record is from RefSeq and is a predicted model, not a curated record.
AUGCCGCAUCGGGAGUGGAGGUCGCCGCGAUGGAGCGCAGGAGUGCAGGCUGUGCGCUGCAUCCACACGUGCCUUUGGCUGGGCGCUGCCUGGAUCCCCUUCGUGCUGUCCCACGGACUGAGCCGCAGCACGGAGCUCGAUGAUGGCCACAGUGUGGCCCGUGGUCACGGGGAGCUGGCGUGGGCCGUCAGCUUGGAUGUGGCGGAGGAGGAACUGGAGCAGCGGGCGGAGCAGCUGGCCCAGACCGCGGGGCUGGUGAACAUGGGCCGCAUUGGGGAGCUCAAGGGCCAUUACCUCUUCUCCUAUCGGCCCGACAGCCACCCGGCACCGGAACCCGAAGCAAUAAGGAGAUCAGUGGACACUUUGUUUGCACAGCAUGACAGCGUGCGGUGGCAUUCGGAACAGAAGCUUCUGAAGCGCUCCAAACGCAGCCUGCACUUUAAUGAUCCCAAAUACCCCCAGCAGUGGCAUCUGAACAACCGCAAGAGCCCCGGGAAGGACAUCAACGUCACCGGCGUGUGGGAGCGGAACGUGACGGGGCGCGGUGUGACGGUGGUGGUGGUGGACGAUGGCGUGGAGCACACCAUCAAGGACAUACAGCCAAAUUAUAGCCCAGAAGGCAGCUAUGACUUGAACUCCAAUGACCCCGACCCCAUGCCUCACCCUGACGAAGAGAAUGGCAACCACCACGGUACUCGCUGCGCAGGGGAGAUCGCUGCUGUGCCCAACAACAGCUUCUGCACGGUGGGAGUUGCCUAUGGGAGCCGCAUUGCAGGCAUCCGAGUGCUGGAUGGGCCCCUCACUGACAGCAUGGAGGCCAUCGCCUUCAACAAGCAUUAUCAGAUCAAUGACAUCUACAGCUGCAGCUGGGGUCCAGAUGAUGAUGGGAAAACUGUGGAUGGCCCCCAUCAGCUGGGAAAGGCUGCCCUGCAGCACGGUGUGAUAGCCGGCCGCAGGGGCUUCGGGAGCAUCUUUGUGGUGGCCAGCGGCAAUGGAGGGCAGCACAACGACAACUGCAACUAUGAUGGUUAUGCCAACUCCAUCUACACUGUCACAAUAGGUGCAGUGGAUGAGAUGGGCUCCAUGCCAUUCUAUGCUGAGGAGUGUGCCUCCAUGUUGGCCGUGACCUUCAGUGGUGGGGACAAGAUGAUGAGGAGCAUUGUGACGACAGACUGGGACUUGCAGAAGGGCACAGGAUGCACGGAAGGCCACACAGGGACGUCAGCUGCAGCUCCGCUUGCUGCAGGGAUGAUUGCUCUGAUGCUGCAGGUGCGGCCGUGCCUCACCUGGAGAGAUGUGCAGCACAUCAUCGUCUUCACAGCCACCAAGUACGAGGAUCGUCACGCAAAGUGGGACGUCAACCGGGCCGGCUUCAGCCACAGCCAUCAGCAUGGCUUUGGCCUGCUCAACGCCUGGAGGCUGGUUAACGCUGCCAAGAUCUGGGAGUCUGUUCCAUACCUCGCCUCGUAUGUCAGCCCGGUGCUGAAGGAGGGCAGGAGCAUCCCUCUGCUGCCACAGGAGCUGGAAGCCACGUGGAAUGUCACCACCACCGACCUACAGCUCUCUGGCAUGAGAACCCUGGAGCACGUGGCAGUCACUGUCACCAUAACGCACCCCCGCCGUGGCAACCUGGAGAUCAGGCUCUUCUGCCCCAGUGGCAUGAUGUCCCUGAUAGGAACCACCAGGAGCAUGGACUCGGAUCCCAAUGGCUUUGCUGACUGGACCUUCUCCACGGUUCGAUGCUGGGGUGAGGAAGCACAGGGCACGUACAGGCUGGUCAUCAGGGACACCGGAGAUGAGAAUCUGAGGCCUGGGACCUUGAAACAGUGGCAGCUCACCUUGUACGGCUCCUCCUGGACCUCAGCAGAGAUAAAGGAGCGGCAGAGACUGCUGGAAGAAGCCAUGAGUGGGCAGUACCUGAACAGCGACUUCUCCCUGCCCUGCCCUCCGGGUCUGGAGAUCCCGGAGCAGCAGCACUACACCAUCACAGCCAACACACUCAAGACCCUGCUGCUGUUGGGAUGCUUUGCUGUGUUCUGGACUUUCUACUACAUGCUGGAGGUUUGCCUGAGCAGGAACAACGUGGGGCUUGACCUGACCUGUCACAGCUCCACUGCCUGCAGAUGGUACCGGCAGGGAGGGAAGCACAGAGCCCUCGAGAACGGGUUGGAGAUGGAGUCCGUGCCACUCUACAGGGAGAAGGGAGUUGAGGACAUCGAGGUGGAGUGUGAACUGCUGGAGUCUGCCCAGGAGGAUACAGGGGAGGAGGGGUCCUGGACCCCCACCCGCUCCAAACUUCCCACUAGCAGCAGAGCUUCAGCCUCCACCACAGCAGGGUACCUGGGCCGGGAGGCAGCAGCUGAGCUCCUCGCAGACGACAGAGAGCUCCAGGCAUGCUAGCAGGGGAUGGGCUUUGGGCUGUGUCCCCCUACUCGGUACGUCCAUCCUGGGCACGGGCAGCAGAGACUUCCUGAGCCACCAGGGACCAUUGUCACUGUGUCCUGCGGAAGGUGCUGUUGGAAGUGGCUCAGAAACAUGGAGAAAUUCUGCUGGCAGUGGGAGAGGAGCUUCCCUUUCCCUUGCUCUGGAAAACAAAGCAAGCCUUAAGCCCAUUCCUCGAGGAGCUCGCUCCCUGUCCCCUGUGCUCUGGCCCCGCCACAUUGUCCUCUCCAGCAAGCACACACGCAGUCGCACGCUUGGGGAGGCAGAAGGCAGCAGAGCUUCCUCGCCCAUCCUGGUCAUGGGGUGCAGUGAGAAAACAGCGCAGAGUGCACUGGGUGCCACCUCUGCCACAUCCCCUGUGCCUGUGCCGAGCUGCAGGAAGGGCAGAGGGAUGGCAUGUCCCUGCCUGGGACCUGCUGCAGCAAACAAAGCAGCCCCUCGCUGGGGUUGUUGUGCUGCCGCUCGCUGGGGCACGAGCCCAUGCUGGGAAGGAUGGGGUUCCGUGCAGUGCCUGCUUUGGGCUGGGAAUGGGAGGAUGGAGUUGCUCUGGCAGUGGCUCAUCUGCGAGCAGGGCUGGUUUGUUCACGUGUCUUUGGAUUCGCUGGUUUAUUUUUUUAAAGCUGGGGGUUGUUUUUUAAACAGGAAAGUCCUAUUGUGCAACUUUCCAAAUAAAGCCUUCUAAAAACCC